Messenger RNA from Pieris brassicae (large cabbage white), 1637 nucleotides. RefSeq names its product LSM12 homolog A-like (gene Lsm12a). Gene Ontology annotation, molecular function: RNA binding. The transcript is spliced from 3 exons. The record is from RefSeq and is a predicted model, not a curated record. Lineage: Eukaryota; Metazoa; Arthropoda; Insecta; Lepidoptera; Pieridae. The coding region runs from base 113 to 682 and encodes 189 amino acids.
UCACUUUCCAAAUUUUGUUACCAUUCCAAUUUCUAUGGCGGAUUAAAUUAGGAAAAUAGAAAUCACAGCAAAACAAUUUAUAAAUAUUAAAAAGAAUUCAGCAAACAUAAACAUGUCGACAGUCGUGUCUGACUGCUUCACAAUCGGCAGUAUAGUGGCUACCAGAACGUGUUACAAUGAACAUAUCGAAGGAGAAGUGCUUGCAUUUGACCCACAAACUAAAAUGCUUAUUUUAAAAUGUCCAUCAUCGAGUGGUAAUCCUAAGCGCCACGAUGUUAAUGUCGUAAAUUUAUCGCUCGUUAGCGAUGUUCAGGUAAAAAAGGAAGUGCCUACUACUACAGUGCCCGACCCACCACCGUCGCUGAAUCUUCAUAGGUUAAACACAAGAGUUCGAAACGCGAUAGAAAAUAAACGAAGGCUGGUAUCUGCUCUAUCAGCAUGUCUAGAUCCUGAAGGUCAGCGUCUCUUUAUGGCCAUUGCUAGAGUUAUAGAGGAUGUGUCAUGGUCAGGCCAGAGUAUCAGAGUCUACAAUCAAGUCACCAUCACACCCCCAUAUAAAGUAGACAAUGUGAUAGGUGAAACAGAUUCCAAAUCAUACAAUUACAUAAGAAAAUUUGUGGAACGUCACUGGCGCGAACAACAAGCGCGUACAGACCCCACAGUCCCCACAGUCAACCAAUAAUCUAGUAAUAUCUGGAAUAUUUUGACAGUUUUAUACAAAUAUAAAAAACAGAUCUAAUUUUAAUAUUUUAUAACAAACAUUUAGGUCAUAAUUCAUCAUGUAAAUGAUAUAAUACAUUCUUUUUUUGAAGAUAUGUCACAUGAAAAAUUUUAGUCGCUUUGAACAUCUAGAUCAAAAUAUUGUUCUUGGUGUUUAGUACUUCAUUUUAGCUUGUAUGAACCAAACAUAAUAUUUAUGUUUUUUAAUUGAUUUACGGUUUUUAUUAUGAAGCCUAAGUUUCAAAUAUUAAUGUAAUAUGGUUUCUGAAUUGAACCUCCAAAAGUUUUAUUUCACAUUACACACAUCAUACUGUUUCUUUUCUUUAAUAAAAUUUAAAGAAAAUAAUUGUGUAAAACUGUCGGAACUGUAUCUUUUGUAACUUUAAGAAAGCAAAAAAUUGCAAAUGAAUAGAUGAAUGUAACAUGCUAAUCUCAUUGUAGUUUUUAUAGUUACAAAAGACUUAUUUUCCAAAGAUGUUUUACGGAACAAAUCAAAAUUUUGUUUAUAUGUUUUGUAAAAACCUUUGACUUGCUAAGUCGUAGAGCAGUUCACAAAAAUAUUUUAAUUAAUCUUAAAUUAUUUUUACUAUUUAUUGGAUAAAUGAUUAUAAAAACAUAAGUUACAGAAUAACCCAGUUAUAUUAUUUUACAGAGAUUUUUUUAUAGAGAUGGUAGUCAUAUGUAUUGUGCAUUAAUGAAAGUUUAUCUAAUUAUUAUUAGAUUCGAGUUAAUGGAUUCACCGCGACUUAGCAAGAGAUAGGCCGUAAUUGGGAUAUUUCGUUUAAAUAUACAAUGUUAUUUUACAUCGAGUUCUGGCGACGGUAGUAUCAAAAAAUGUACGCAAAAAUAAAUUUAAUUUAAAACUUCUAUCUUAUAUAUAAGUUCCGUGAAAUGUUAAACACAAAUAAAUGUAAAUA